AUGUACGAACGAGUGAAAUACGCAAAGUCUGACUCAGAAUUCGAAGCCUCGUCAGUGUUAUCUGCUGUAGCUCCCCCAAAGAAAGCGAGCAAGAAAACGAGCCAGCGCAAAACCGUUGCUGCGAAGCAGACCCGAGACAUAUCGCCUUAUCCAGAAAUUGUUCGUAGCUUGGCUGCUGGAUCGAAGCGCAAAGCUACGUCACCACCACCUGAUUUUCCCUCAACGAACAGUAUUGAACGCCCUUAUCAAUGUACGAAAUGUGCCAAGUCCUACAGCCGCCACGAUCAGUUGUUGCAGCAUAUGAAAUGGCAUGAUGGGAUCAAGCCCUACAUUUGUAGCUUCUGCAGUAAAGCUUUCAAUCAACUUUGUAGUCUAAAAGAUCACAUACGGACGCACACGGGCGAGACUCCAUACCUCUGUUCUGAAUGCGGCAAGAGUUUCACCAACAGUUCAAACCUGCGGCAACAUUUGAUGCGACACAGCGGGGUUAAACCGUUCAAAUGCAAUUUGUGUCCAAAAUCAUUUACAACCAAAGGUCAGAUGACAUCCCACUUGACAACUCACACCGGAGUCCAUCCUUAUAAGUGCGAACAAUGCGAGAGUACAUUCACUAAAGCUAACUCACUGAAGAAACACAAACUCAUACAUUUGGGAAUAAAACCCUUUCCCUGUGACAGUUGCAAUAUGCGUUUCUCAUGCAAGGAACACCUAAAGCGCCACAAUCGUAUACACACGGGCGAGAAACCCUACAAGUGUCAGUAUUGCGAGCGCGCCUUCUCCCAGAGCAACGACCUCGCCAAACAUAUCCGCACGCAUGUUGGACAAAAUAUAUACCAAUGCACAGUCUGCAGUAUGAGAUUCAGACUGAUCAGUGAACUGAAACAACACUAUCCUACCCACUACGUCAACGGAGAUGACAUUCCCAAAAUACCCAUCAGCAAAGGAGUGGAAGCUCCCGUACUGAUGAUCAAGCCUGAAGAAUCUACGCCCGUAGUGACAUGCGAUCCGAGAAUAACGAUUACUAUAAAUAGCAACGGUCUGGAUAAAAAUGGUUUAGCAGGUGACAUUACUAUCGAUUUGUCCCCUGGCAAGAGUUAA
Messenger RNA from Amyelois transitella, 1098 nucleotides. Its product is annotated as zinc finger protein 239-like. Gene Ontology annotation, biological process: regulation of transcription by RNA polymerase II. The record is from RefSeq and is a predicted model, not a curated record. NCBI's taxonomy places the organism in Eukaryota, Metazoa, Arthropoda, Insecta, Lepidoptera, Pyralidae. Bases 1 to 1098 code for a protein of 365 amino acids. The transcript has 3 exons. Gene Ontology annotation, molecular function: DNA-binding transcription factor activity; RNA polymerase II cis-regulatory region sequence-specific DNA binding.